UUCGUACACAUCACACACAACAUGCAGGCCUUCAGAAGAAGCGCUGCGCAAACUGCGCGCGCAGUCAGCCGUCAGCAAACGAAACGUUACGCCCACCACGAAGCACCAGCCGCUGGCAGCAUCAAAUACCCGGAAGAGGAGAAGCUCGGAAAAGGAUUCUUCAUGACCAUCUCCCUCAUCCCGAUCGGCUACCUCAUGUACCAGUUCACCGGCCCCGGCAACUACGAGCACAAGUACUUCACCCGCGUCAUCAACAGCUACGACCAUUACCGCAAGGAUGCAGCCCACAUCAACGCUCUUCACACCGAUGCGCUCGAGCAGGCUGCUGCUGACCGCAACCUGUUUGCCAACACCCAGCGCACCCAGAAUGUCCAAUUGAAGUUCCCCGAGAUCCUCAACACUGGAGCCCCUCACAACGUGCCCGCCGGCCACUACGCCGACAUGUCACAGGUCAUCGCAAAGUACGAAAAGGAGUCCUACGAGGCCAACGCAAAGAAGCUGCAGCAGAUCAAGGACAACGCCGUUCCCAGCGAGCAUCCUUUCAAGGGCAACCUUCCCACUGGCGUCCAGACUGUGUUGAUGUAGAUAUACCAAGCCAAUAGCGAAUUCAUCUUUCUUCUUU
Messenger RNA from Aureobasidium pullulans EXF-150, 622 nucleotides. RefSeq lists its product as uncharacterized. The coding region runs from base 22 to 585 and encodes 187 amino acids. Gene Ontology annotation, cellular component: mitochondrion. Lineage: Eukaryota; Fungi; Ascomycota; Dothideomycetes; Dothideales; Saccotheciaceae. The transcript is spliced from 3 exons. The record is from RefSeq and is a predicted model, not a curated record.